AUGAGAGAAUGGGUCUUGGUCCUGUCCUUGCUACUCUGUGGACUGGCUGGCCCCACACAUCUGUUCCAGCCGAGCCUUGUGCUGGAUAUGGCCAAGGUCCUCUUGGAUAACUACUGCUUCCCAGAGAACUUGAUGGGGAUGCAGGCAGCCAUUGAGCAGGCCAUGAAGAGUCAUGAGAUUCUGAGCAUCUCAGACCCGCAGACGCUGGCCCAUGUGCUGACAGCUGGUGUGCAGAGCUCCUUGAAUGACCCACGUCUGAUCAUCUCCUAUGAGCCCAGUGUCCUAGAGGUUCCCCAGCAAGCCCCAGCACUUACCAACCUCACACAAGAGGAACUGCUGUCCAGGUUGCAGAUGAACAUCCGCCAUGAAAUCCUGGAAGGCAACGUGGGCUACUUGCGGAUGGAUGACCUCCCAGGCCAGGAAGUGCUGAGCAAGCUUGGGGAAUUCUUGGUGAUCCACAUGUGGAGCAAGCUCAUGGGCACCUCUGCCUUGGUGCUGGAUCUCCGGCACUGCACUGGGGGCCACAUCUCUGGUAUCCCCUAUGUCAUCUCCUACCUGCAUCCUGGGAACACUGUCUUGCAUGUGGAUACCAUCUAUGACCGCCCCUCCAAUACUACCACAGAGAUCUGGACCCUGCCAGAGGUCCUAGGAGAGAGGUACAGUGCAGACAAAGAUGUGGUGGUCCUCACCAGUGGCCGCACUGGGGGUGUGGCCGAGGACAUCGCGUACAUCCUCAAGCAGAUGCGCAGGGCCAUCGUGGUGGGUGAGCGGACUGAAGGGGGUGCCUUGGAUCUCCAGAAGCUGAGGAUAGGUCAGUCCAAUUUCUUCCUCACUGUACCUGUGUCCAGGUCCCUGGGACCCCUGGGUGGAGGCAGCCAGACUUGGGAAGGCAGUGGAGUGCUGCCCUGUGUGGGAACACCCGCUGAACAAGCCUUGGAGAAAGCCCUGGCCAUCCUCACUCUGCGUCGUGCUCUGCCUGGGGUUGUCCGCCACCUGCAGGAGGCCCUGCAGGACUACUACACCUUGGUGGACCGGGUGCCAGCCCUGUUGCACCACCUGGCCAGCAUGGACUACUCUUCUGUGGUCUCAGAAGAGGAUUUGGUCACCAAACUCAAUGCCGGCCUGCAGGCUGUGUCCGAGGACCCCAGGCUUGUUGUGCGGGCUGUUGGGCCCAAAGAAACCUCUUCUGGGCCUGAGGUUGAAGUUGAUGAUACCUUAAUUGCAGCCCCUGAGGUGCCUGAGAUGCCCAAGGAUGAGGCUGCCCGGCAGGCCCUGGUGGACUCUGUAUUUCAGGUGUCAGUGCUACCAGGUAACGUGGGUUACUUGCGCUUUGAUGGAUUUCCAGAUGCCUCUGUGCUAGGGGCACUAGGCCCCUAUGUGAUACGCCAAGUGUGGGAACCCCUGCAGGACACAGAGCACCUCAUCAUGGACCUGCGCCACAACCCUGGAGGACCGUCCUCUGCUGUGCCCUUCCUGCUGUCCUACUUCCAGGGCCCUGAGGAUGGCUCUGUGCGCCUCUUCACCACCUAUGACCGCAGGACCAAUGUCACACAGGAGCACUUCAGUAGCAGUGAGCUGAUGGGUCCACGCUACGGCAACCAGCGUGGAGUGUACUUGCUCACCAGUCACCGUACUGCCACUGCGGCCGAGGAGUUUGCCUUCCUCAUGCAGUCGCUGGGCUGGGCCACCCUGGUGGGUGAGAUCACUGCGGGCAGCCUGCUGCACACCUGCACGGUGUCACUGCUGGAUACGCCUGAAGGAGGCCUGGUGCUUACUGUGCCGGUGCUGACUUUCAUUGACAACCAUGGCGAGGGCUGGCUGGGUGGUGGGGUGGUGCCUGAUGCCAUCGUGCUGGCUGAGGAGGCCCUUGACAGAGCCCAGGAGGUGCUGGAGUUCCACCGCAGCUUGGGGGCCUUGGUGGAGGGCACAGGGCGCCUGCUGGAGGCCCACUAUGCACGGCCAGAGGUUGUGGAGCAGACAGGGGCUCUGCUGCGAGCUAAACUGGCUCACGGGGCCUACCGCACGGCUGUGGAUUUGGAAUCACUGGCCUCGCAGCUCACUGCUGACCUGCAGGAAGUAUCUGAGGACCACCGCCUGCUGGUGUUUCACAGUCCUGGUGAGCUGGUGGCUGAGGAGGUGCCCCUGCCACCCCCUGUUGUCCCCUCUCCAGAGGAGCUCUCCUACCUCAUCGAGGCCCUGUUCAAGACAGAAGUGCUACCUGGCCGGCUGGGCUACCUCAGAUUUGAUGCCAUGGCUGAGCUGGAGACUGUAAGGGCCAUUGGGCCACAGCUGGUUAGGCUGGUGUGGCAGCAGCUAGUAGACACGGCCGCACUAAUUGUUGAUCUGCGCUACAACCCUGGCAGCUACUCCUCCGCUGUGCCACUGCUUUGCUCCUACUUCUUUGAGGCAGAGCCCCGCCAGCACCUCUACUCCAUCUUUGACAGGGCCACCUCAAAGGUCAUGGAGGUGUGGACGCUGCCUCAGGUUGCUGGGCAGCGUUACGAUAUCCACAAGGACCUCUACAUCCUGAUGAGCCACACCAGUGGAUCUGCAGCAGAGGCCUUUGCUCACACCAUGCAGGACCUGCAGCGGGCCACAGUCAUUGGGGAACCCACAGCUGGAGGAGCACUCUCAGUGGGUAUCUACCAGGUGGGCAGUAGCCCCUUAUAUGCCUCCAUGCCCACCCAGAUGGCCCUGAGCGCCACCACUGGUGAGGCCUGGGACCUGGCUGGUGUGGAACCUGACAUCAUAGUGCCCGCAAGUGAGGCCCUCUCCACAGCCCAGGAUAUAGUGGCCCUGCGUGCCAAGGUGCCCACAGUGCUGCAGACAGCUGGGAAGCUUGUAGCUGAUAACUAUGCCUCCCCUGAACUGGGGGCCAAGAUGGCUGCUAAGCUGAGUGGUCUGCAGAGUCGCUACGCAAGGGUGACCUCAGAAGGGGCCCUAGCUGAGAUGCUGGGGGCUGACCUGCAGCUACUUUCUGGGGACCCCCACCUGAAGACAGCCCAUAUCCCUGAGGAUGCCAAGGACCGCAUUCCUGGAAUUGUACCCAUGCAGAUCCCUUCCCCAGAAGUCUUUGCAGACUUGAUCAAGUUUUCUUUCCACACUAAUGUGCUGGAGGACAACAUUGGCUACCUGAGGUUCGACAUGUUUGGGGACUGUGAGCUGCUCACCCAGGUCUCUGAGCUGCUAGUGGAACACAUCUGGAAGAAGAUUGUGCACACAGAUGCCAUGAUUAUCGACAUGAGGUUCAACAUCGGAGGUCCCACCUCCUCCAUCUCUGCCCUGUGCUCCUACUUCUUUGACGAAGGUUCUCCAGUGCUACUGGACAAGAUCUACAACCGGCCCAAUGACUCUGUCAGUGAACUCUGGACCCACACUCGUCUUGCAGGUGAACGCUAUGGCUCCAAGAAAAAUGUGGUCAUUCUGACCAGUGGUUUAACAGCUGGUGCUGCUGAAGAAUUUACCUACAUCAUGAAGAAGCUGGGCCGGGCCCUGGUCAUUGGGGAAGUGACCAGUGGGGGCUGCCAGCCCCCACAGACCUACCACGUAGAUGACACUCACCUCUACAUCACCAUCCCCACGGCCCGCUCUGUGGGGGCUGCAGAUGGUAGCUCCUGGGAGGGUGUGGGUGUGACACCCCAUGUGCUGGUCCCUUCAGAAAUGGCCCUUACGAGAGCCAAGGAGAAGCUCCAGCACACUCUGAGAGGGUGA
This is a messenger RNA of Sciurus carolinensis (gray squirrel), 3711 nucleotides long. It is a transcript of the gene Rbp3, whose product is annotated as retinol binding protein 3. Bases 1 to 3711 code for a protein of 1236 amino acids. The record is from RefSeq and is a predicted model, not a curated record. Gene Ontology annotation, molecular function: serine-type peptidase activity. NCBI's taxonomy places the organism in Eukaryota, Metazoa, Chordata, Mammalia, Rodentia, Sciuridae. Gene Ontology annotation, biological process: proteolysis. The transcript is spliced from 4 exons.